CCCCAAGCCAGACAUAACAUUAAAUCGCUUAUAAAGAGGUGUUGAAACCGGCUGGGGGUUAAAACCCCAUUUGAACGUAAUUUUUGUGAAUAAACAAUUGACAGUAAAAACGAAAAAAUGACUGACAACGGGCCACAUAUUGAAGCCAUCAGUGGGGUCCAUUCAGCAACAGUUGUUGGAUUAUGUCUUGGCGCAGGGAUAUUCGUGCUCUGUUUGGCUGCAAUAUCAUGCUUUUUUUAUCGUCGUCAUCGGCAAUUGAAUGCCAAGCGACACGGUCCUGAUCAACCUCUAGCUUUCCACACCCACCGUAGGCCAACAGCAGUUAGAAGUCCUGCGGGAGGAACUACCACCCAUUAUCUCAAAAAGAGUCCCAGUCCCACAAACCCAUCGAAAACACCACCAGGGCUGUCAGGUCCGAGCAGUCCAAGUCCUACAGGAAGCGUGGCGCCCUCGGAAAGCAGCGGAAACAAAUACGAGUCUUGCACUGAGAAGAACGAGACCUCGUCGCAAAAAGACGCAUACAAAUCAGAAAGCGAAACCCAAACACCGACUAAGGAAGAACAGGACAUUAACGAGAAGAAUUUACAGCAAAACCAGUCAUAUUUGGGUCAAUUGGUAUUUAAAUUAAGAUACAAGCACGAUAAGAAUGCUCUUAUAGUAUCAGUAGUGAGAUGCCGGGACCUUCCUGCAAAGGAUCCCAGCGUCGGUUCAAGCGAUCCCUACGUCAAGUUACAACUGCUUCCCGACAAACAGCACAAAGUCAAAACUAGGGUACUCAGAAAGACCCGCAAUCCCGUUUAUGAUGAAGAUUUCACCUUCUACGGCAUCAAUUACAACCAGCUGCCCAGUAUCACACUCCAUUUCGUUGUUCUCAGCUUCGACAGAUAUUCUCGAGACGACAUAAUCGGUGAAGUGUUUUGUGCUUUGAACUCAAUCGACAUCAAUCAGGCUGAAAAUCAGCAAAUCGCCUUGUGCAGAGAAAUUCAACCUCGCAGUCUAAAGAUUCGAUCCCAAGGACGUGGCGAAUUACUUGUGUCCUUGUGCUGGCAGCCUGCUGCUAAUAGGUUAACUGUUGUCGUCCUGAAGGCUCGCAAUCUCCCGAAAAUGGACGUAACAGGUUUGGCUGAUCCCUACGUCAAGAUUUAUCUCCUUUAUAAUGGUCAGCGCAUCGCAAAGAAAAAGACUCACGUUAAGAAGAGAACACUGAGUCCUGUCUUUAACGAAAGUUUUGUUUUUGAUAUUCCGUCUGGCGGCGAAGAAUUGACCAACGUUAGUUUAGAGUUCUUACUCCUUGACUGGGAUAGGGUCACCAAAAAUGAAGUUAUAGGAAGGUUAGAAUUGGGCGGACCCAAGUGCACUGGCAGUGCCCUUCACCAUUGGAACGAGGUUUGUAAUUCGCCAAGGAGGCAAAUAGCCGAUUGGCACAAAUUACGCGAAUAAUACCAAUAAAUUCGUUAACUAAUUAUUAUUACAGUUACAUAAACAGUAACCCAUUUAGCUAUCGUUUAAAGAAUUUUCUGUAGUCUGGCAAUUGAAAAUAUCGAUGUGCUGACAUUAACGAAAUACAAAAUAACAACAAAUACCUACACCAAAAACGUAGUCUUACUUACGUAUAAAAAUAAUGGUUAGUUAAAUAGCAAUUAAAUGUACGAGGUACUCUACCAUCCCUAAGGCAUCUUAUUUUAAGUUGUGGACAGUGUCCAGAAUUCGUGUACAACAUUUAGCUUAAUGUGAUAGGACUGACAAAUAUUUACGUAAUGUAAACAUAAAGAUAUAUGUAAAUGUAACGCUUAGGUUACAAUAGGUAAAAUAUAAAUUAAACAAUUUUCAGAUUUUUUAUCCUAAAACUGCAAUUUGAUUAAAAAAAAAGUCCAAAAUCUUUGAGUGAUAUCCUUUUGGAUUAUAACGUUUUUAUACAUUUUUACUUACGCUUAACAAAAAAAUAAUUGAAAACAUUUUUCCUUUGUUUUGUUUUGUUUUUAAAUCAGCAAUAACAUUCUAGCGCUGAUUUAAAUUGCAAAAUUUGAACCUCAAAGAUAAAUGUUAUUGUUCUGUAAAUACACAGGUAUAAAGUAAUGUAAUUCAUUAUGAUUUGGUUUUAUAAUUACCAAAAAGUCUAUUGUUGAUGUUUAAUAGAUAAAGUGCAUAAAAAGUAUGUAGAUGCUAGAGCAAAGAUGUAACACUAAUUAUUAUAUAGCAAAAAAAAAUAGUAGACAAAAAGUCAACAUCUAUUUGUAGCAUUUACUCGCGUAGCAAUUGUGAAUCCAGAAUUAGUGUAACAAUAUAAUAUAUUUGUUAAUAUCAUAAUUUGUUAGCGGUAGCACCCAUCAGACAAAAGGUCAGUUCGUUGAUUAAUGUAAAUAACAUCUGACAGCUUUCCUUUUUGUUUUUAUGAAUGAUUUAUUAACUUCUGAUUAACUCAUUUAAGUCAGUAAUUUAGUUGUUACAAAAAUUAAAAACCGAAUCGACAACAAUUUGGGUAAAUUUUCUGGACACACCCGAUUGAGAAUAGUUUUUACGGUGUCCAUGUCAUAUGACGUUUAAUUUUCGAAAAUGACUAAAAGUAAAAUUGUUAAAGGUUGUGGAGUUCUAACACUGUACCUACAAGUAUUUCGUACAUUGUUACCAUUAUUUUCAAGCUUUUUUUUUCUGUUUUUAACAAUUACCUUUAGAAAUGGCUACGGUUAAAACCGCCUUCUACUUUUCUACAACUUCUAUUACGUUAUAGAUACAAAAAUGUAUGAAAUAAUAACAAAAUUUUGUGGAAACGCAAAGGCAUAUUCAACCAAACCGGAAAUACGUAAUAAACACGUAUUAAAUUAGAGUUAGGCAUAAGAAGACUGUACAAAAAGGCGAAAUUUGGGACACAACAAAAAAGCGGGAAAUUUUAAGCAGAAAAUUAAUGUAUGCUUAAAAUAAUAAAGUAGACUGCUAAACAAAUGCACCGUUGUUUCAGCUGCCCAAGCUUUCAAAGCUGCAAUGGGCUCUAGCCACUUUUUUUUGCUGUCCCGAAUUAAAAGUAGAAUAGGAAGAAAGUGGUUGAAUUUGUCUUUUAAUUAAAAUUUAUCUACACGUUGCAUUAAAAUAAAAUGCAUAAUAAGUAAAUUUGCAACGAAUACAGUGUGCUCGAUCUAGAAUGCUGUAAUUUCGACUAUUUUUUGUAUCACAAAGCAUUAUGUGAAAUAUUUAUUACAAAAGUGCGAAAAUUAUGUACUUUUAAUUAUUUCUAAUUGGGCUCAUUUUAUAGAAAUGAAUUAUUAAUAACUAGCUUUUUCUUAGGUGUUCACUAAACAGUGGUAUUGGUAAAAUUAAUUUCUUAAUUAAUUAUAUACUUUUUUACUUUUAUAAUUCUGAAUUGCUUAUUUAUAUAUAAUUAGAAUAAUUAUUCCAAUAGAAUAAUUUUAUGAUCUCAUAUUAUAAAAAAAAAAACAGUAAGUUAAUUGUUUUUGGAAAACAAACAUUGAAGUAGGUAUUCGGUAUUUGGCUAAAUGGAAAAUAAUUGCCAAUGAGGCCAAAAACCGGAUGAUAAUUGUUGGAGAAUAUUCGUUGCAAGGCUGAUAAGAAAAUAAUAUAAUACUUAUGUAUGGUGUAUCUGUAUUAACCUAUGUCCGUUUUUUAAAAUGACCAAAGUAAAGUUUAAGAUUUUUUUAAAAGUGCAACUUAGUUUGUAUGUUUGUGAUAUAGAUUAAGUAAAUACAAACAGAAAAAAAUAAAUGUUUCGCUGAAAUUAAGCUAAUACAGUAAGUAGUACCUACCCAUAAACAAAAUUUUCAAGCACGCUUUUACUACACUAUGAUGUAUUGUAUAUUUAGCGUUUCUUUAAUGAAUGAUGUCAUUAAUUACAA
This is a messenger RNA of Agrilus planipennis (emerald ash borer), 3845 nucleotides long. RefSeq names its product synaptotagmin-11. The transcript is spliced from 7 exons. Gene Ontology annotation, biological process: regulation of dopamine secretion; regulation of calcium ion-dependent exocytosis; calcium-ion regulated exocytosis. The record is from RefSeq and is a predicted model, not a curated record. Bases 118 to 1440 code for a protein of 440 amino acids. Gene Ontology annotation, molecular function: calcium ion binding; clathrin binding; SNARE binding. Lineage: Eukaryota; Metazoa; Arthropoda; Insecta; Coleoptera; Buprestidae. Gene Ontology annotation, cellular component: synapse; axon; membrane.